AACUAAUCUCCACCCUUACAUUUAACUUGAUGGAUUGAAAUUGAACCCCCUAAUCAACGCAAAAAACAUGUCCAUUUUCCCAAGAAUUCUGCACUCUAUUCUCAAUCUACUAUUUUUCUUCUCUCAAAUUUCCUUAGCAAUUGACACCAUCACUCAGCUUCAGCCACUUCCUGAUGAUGGAACCACCUUGGUUUCUAAAAACGGAACCUUUGAGCUGGGAUUCUUUAACCCCGGCAAUUCCCCGAAUCGCUAUGUGGGAAUCUGGUACAAAAACAUCCCAGUUAGAAGAGCGGUUUGGGUCGCGAACCGCGACAAUCCAAUCAAAGACAACUCUAGCAAGCUGAUCAUCAACCAAGAAGGAAACCUUGUGCUCCUCAACCAAAACAAUUCCCUUCUUUGGUCAACAAACAAAACAACAACAACAAGCACAAACGCUUCGAGUCUUGUCUUUGCAUCGCUCUUGGACACUGGAAAUUUAGUACUCAAUGAUAACAACAACACCAACAAAGAAGAAGAAGCGCUAUGGCAGAGUUUUGAACACCCCAGCGACACGGUUUUACCGGGAAUGAAAAUGGGAUGGGACAGAAAAACCGGUAUCAACAAGCUUAUGACAGCUUGGAGAAACUGGGAUGAUCCAUCUCCAGGGGACUUAACCUCCGGCAUUCUCCUCACCGAUAAUCCCGAGACCGCGAUCUGGAAAGGUUCAUCUCUCUAUUAUAGGUCAGGACCGUCCACUGGGGCGCAAACCAGCCAGAUAGUUGGCCUGCAAGCGAACCCGGUGUACAAUUUCACUUUUUUCCACAACAAUGACGAGGUCUACUACAUGUUCACCCUCGAGAAUAGUUCCGUAGUUUCUAUAGUUGUCCUCAACCAGACUCUCUCUUCCCGGCAGCGCUUGACGUGGGUCCCGCAGUCAAACGCGUGGACCCUGUACAACGCGCUGCCGGUAGACAGCUGCGAUGUCUACAACGGGUGCGGCGCGAAUGGGAAUUGCGUGCUAGAUAAGUCACCUAUUUGUCAGUGUUUGGAUGGGUUUGAGCCCAAGUCGCCUGCACAGUGGAAUGCGCUGUACUGGGCUAGUGGUUGUGUUCGGAGUCCGGGGUGGGAGUGCAGGGUGAAGGAUAAAGAUGGGUUUCGGAGAUUUCCAGGGAUGAAAGUGCCGGAUACGAGGUAUAGUUUGGUGAAUGAGAGCAUGACUCUUGAGGAGUGUAGAGGGAAGUGUUUGGAGAAUUGUAACUGUACUGCUUACUCGAGCUUGGAUCCUAGUGGUGGAGGUAGUGGUUGUUCUAUGUGGUUUGGACAUCUUCUUGAUUUGAGAGUUUCACAAAGUGGGCAGGAUCUGUAUGUGAGAACGGUGGCUUCAGAUUCAGAUUCUGGACAUGGGCAUAGGAAAACAGUAGUCCUGGCGGUUUCAAUCCCUGUUUCACUGGUUGUUGUGGCGCUCUUAGCAUUCUACAUUUAUUGGACCAAAAUUAAACGCAAAGAUAAAACCAUGCGCAUAAAAGAGAGAGAUGAAGAUGACCAUGAAGAUAUGGAGCUUCCUUUCUUUGAUCUUGCUACCAUACUCAUUGCCACCAAGAACUUCUCAAUUGACAACAAACUUGGUGAAGGUGGUUUUGGACCAGUAUACAAGGGUACAUUGCAAGACGGACAAGAGAUAGCAGUCAAAAGGCUUUCAAAGAGUUCUGGACAAGGAUUGUUAGAAUUUAAGAAUGAAGUUAUAUUAUGUGCAAAACUUCAACAUAGAAAUCUUGUUAAGGUCCUAGGUUUUUGUGUUGAUGGAGAUGAGAAAAUGCUACUCUAUGAGUACAUGCCCAACAAAAGCCUAGACUCAUUUAUUUUUGAUCCGGUUCAAAGAAAAUUGUUAGAUUGGUCUACGCGCUUUAACAUAUUACAUGGGAUUGCUCGAGGACUUCUUUAUCUUCAUCAAGAUUCAAGAUUAAGGAUCAUACACAGGGAUCUAAAAGCAAGCAAUGUAUUAUUAGACAAUGAUAUGAAUCCAAAAAUUUCAGACUUUGGCAUAGCAAGAAUGUGUGGAGAGGAUCAAAUGGAAGGAAGGACAAGAAGAAUAGCAGGGACAUACGGUUAUAUGGCACCUGAAUAUGCCAUUGAUGGACUAUUCUCUAUAAAAUCAGAUGUAUUUAGCUUUGGAGUAUUAUUGCUGGAAAUAGUCAGUGGAAAGAAAAACAAAGGAAUUACCUACCAGGAUGAAGAUUUCAAUCUUAUUGCACAUGCAUGGAGACUGUGGAAUGAGAACACUCCUCAGAAAUUGAUUGAUGAUUAUUUGAGAGACUCCUGUAAUCUAUCAGAAGCUUUACGUUGCAUUCAAAUUGGUCUUUUAUGUUUGCAACAUCAUCCUCAUGAUAGGCCAAACAUGACAUCAGUGGUUGUGAUGUUGAGCAGUGAAAAUGCUUUACCCCAACCAAAGGACCCUGGUUUCUUAAUUAGAAAGAUCUCAAAUGAAGAAGAAGAAUCUUCUAAAGCACAUACAUCUUCAUCGGUGAAUAAAGUAACUAUCUCUUUAAUAAAAGCUAGAAAAACAAUGGCAAUAUUCACUCUUCCAUUUGUUCUUACCAAACUACUUAUACUGUUCUUUCCACUCUCAUAUGCAGCUGACACCAUUAGUAGCUCACAAUCACUCCCUGAUGGCAGUACCUUGGUCUCAAAAGAUGGAACCUUUGAAAUUGGUUUCUUCAGUCCAGGUAACAACAACACAAACCGCUACCUAGGAAUAUGGUACAAAAAGAUUCCAGUUACAACUGUUGUUUGGGUUGCCAACCGUGAAAACCCAGUGACAGAUAAUUCUAGCAGGUUAAGCAUAAACACACAGGGAAAGCUUGUGAUUCUAAGGAACAACAAGACUCUUGUUUGGUCAGCAAACUCAACAACAACAACACAAGCAGUGAGUCCAAUUGUGCAACUUCUAGACUCAGGAAACUUGGUAGUAAGAGAUGAGAAAGACCAAAAUGAACAAAACUACUUGUGGCAGAGCUUUGAUUAUCCUUGUGAUACUUUUCUAGCAGGAAUGAAGAUUGGAUGGAACCUGAAAACUGGUUUGAAUCGUUAUCUAUCUGCAUGGAAGAAUUGGGAUGAUCCUUCUCCAGGGGAUUUGACGUGGGGUCUAGUACUUGGAAACACUCCUGAAUUGGUUAUGUGGAAGGGGUCUACAGAGUACUAUAGGAGUGGACCUUGGAAUGGUGUUAGAUUCAGUGGCAAAACCACACCCAUUUUCGACUUAGAAUUUGUGACUUCUGAUGAUGAAAUAUUCUACACUUACAACCCCAAGAAUAUCUCAGUGAUCACAAGAGUUGUUCUGAACCAAUCUGUUUAUUCGCGCCAGCGCUAUAAUUGGAAUGAAGAAAACAAGGUUUGGAAGCUUUACUCAGCAGUGCCAAGAGAUAACUGUGACAACUAUAAUGUUUGUGGACCAUUUGGGAAUUGUAUUGUGAGUGAGUCGCCACCGUGCCAAUGUCUAACAGGGUUCAGGCCUAAAUCACGGCAGAGUUAUGAGGCACUGGACUGGACACAAGGAUGUGUACUGAGUGAACCUUGGAGCUGCAGGAUAAAAAAUCAAGAUGGCUUUAAGAAAUUUAGUGGGCUGAAAAUGCCAAAUACUACAAGGACUUGGGUUAGUGGAAAUUUUACACUUGAGAAUUGCAGGGCUAAAUGCUUUGAAAACUGUUCUUGCACAGGCUAUGCAAACAUUGAUAUCAGGGGAGAAGGUAAUGGUUGUAUCAAUUGGUUUGGAGAUCUAAUUGAUUUAAGGGUUGCUUCAGUUCCAGGGCAAGAUUUAUAUGUUCGAAUGGCUGCUUCUGAUGAAAAGGGAGGGCAUAAAACAGUAUUGGCUGUGGCAAUUUCAAUUAGCCUUCUAUUGGUCUUUGUGAUUGUUUUCACUAUUACUUACAUUUACUGGAGGAAAAGAAAGAUUAGAGGAGAGACCUCAGAAGAGAAAGAAGGUGGCCAGGAAGAAGACAUGGAGCUUCCUUUCUUUGAUUUUGCUACCAUAGCUCAUGCAACUAAUGACUUCUCAAGUGACAAGAGGCUUGGUCAAGGUGGUUUUGGACCUGUGUACAGGGGUACACUAGCAGAUGGACAGGAGAUUGCUGCGAAAAGGCUUUCAAAUAGUUCAGGACAAGGAAUUCAGGAGUUCAAGAAUGAAGUUAUAUUGUGUGCCAAACUUCAGCACCGGAAUCUUGUUAAGGUUCUAGGCUGUUCUACUCAAGGAGAGGAAAAAGUGCUUAUUUAUGAAUACAUGCCUAAUAAAAGCCUAGAUUUCAUACUGUUUGAUCCUUAUCGAAGUAAACUCUUAAAUUGGUCUAAGCGAUUCAACAUUAUAUUUGGAAUUGCUCGGGGACUUCUUUAUCUUCAUCAAGAUUCUAGAUUGAGAAUCAUCCAUCGCGAUCUGAAAGCAAGUAAUGUUCUGCUAGAUGGUGAGUUGAAUCCAAAAAUUUCUGAUUUUGGAGUGGCAAGAAUGUUUAGUGGGAAUCAAACAGAAGGGAAUACAAAAAUGGUUGCUGGAACAUACGGCUACAUGGCACCAGAAUAUGCACUUGAAGGACUAUUCUCCAUCAAAUCUGAUGUGUUUAGCUUUGGCGUAUUAUUGCUAGAGAUAAUAAGUGGGAAGAAAAACACCAGAGUUUUCUUUCCAAAUCAUGGAUUUAAUCUUUUAGGACAUGCAUGGAGAUUGUGGAAAGAGGAAACUCCAAUGAAACUCAUUGAUGCUUCUUUGGGUGAGUCAUUUACCUUAUCAGAAGCACUACGCUGCAUCCAUGCUGGUCUUCUAUGUGUGCAACUGCAUCCAGAGGAUAGGCCAAACAUGGCAACAGUGAUUUUGAUGUUGAGCAGUGAAAAUGCUUUGCCACAGCCUAAGGAGCCUGGUUUCCUUAUUGAGAGAAUGUCUGCUGCUGGAGAAACUUCGUCUAGCAAUAACAUCAAUUCUUCCACUAAUGAAAUAACUGUGUCACUGUUAGAACCUAGAUAGAGGUGUUUCUACUUUUACUUCUAUGUUUUUUAUUACUCAAUUACCUUCACAUGUGAAAUUCUGUCUAGAGCCCAUUUUGUCUCAAAGAAAAAACUACACCUUUUUGUCAAUUGGUUGGAGACUUGGAGUAAUGUGAUAGUUCUCUCCCAGUUUAGUGUUUCAAA
Lotus japonicus is the source of this 5145-nucleotide messenger RNA. Its product is annotated as receptor-like serine/threonine-protein kinase SD1-8. The transcript has 14 exons. Gene Ontology annotation, biological process: recognition of pollen; protein phosphorylation. The coding region runs from base 68 to 4981 and encodes 1637 amino acids. Gene Ontology annotation, molecular function: protein serine/threonine kinase activity; ATP binding. The record is from RefSeq and is a predicted model, not a curated record. NCBI's taxonomy places the organism in Eukaryota, Viridiplantae, Streptophyta, Magnoliopsida, Fabales, Fabaceae.